Molecule: messenger RNA, 1587 nt
Organism: Penicillium cataractarum
Lineage: Eukaryota; Fungi; Ascomycota; Eurotiomycetes; Eurotiales; Aspergillaceae
Product: putative MFS monosaccharide transporter
Exons: 2
Coding region: 1-1587 (528 amino acids)
Biological process (GO): carbohydrate transport; transmembrane transport
Cellular component (GO): membrane
Molecular function (GO): carbohydrate:proton symporter activity
Source: RefSeq, a predicted model, not a curated record
AUGGCGCCUACAUUUGCUGGCAUGUCCGGCAGGCCACUUUCCCUGACAGUGUCCACCAUCGCCACGAUGGGUUUCCUUCUAUUCGGCUACGACCAAGGCGUAAUGUCAGGCAUCAUUUCCGCCAACGCCUUCGACGACGUCUUCACAGCCGCCAAGAACGACUCUACCAUGCAAGCCCUAAUCACAGCCGUCUACGAGCUAGGCUGUCUAUUCGGUGCUAUGUUUGCCCUUUUUGCCGGUGACCGACUCGGUCGUCGAUGGAUGGUCAUGUGUGGUGCUGCGAUUAUGAUCAUCGGUGUCAUAAUUCAAGUCACUUCCUUUGUUGGCCAUAUUCCCCUCCUGCAGUUCAUGUUUGGCCGUGUCAUUACCGGUGUUGGAAAUGGCAUGAAUACUUCGACCAUUCCAACUUACCAGGCUGAGUGUUCUCGCACCAGUAACCGUGGCCUGUUGAUCUGUAUUGAGGGUGGUAUUAUUGCCAUUGGUACAGCGAUUGCUUACUGGAUUGACUUUGGUGCCUCGUACGGUCCUCCUGAUCUGGUCUGGCGUUUCCCGAUUGCGUUUCAGAUUGUGUUUGGAUUCAUUAUUAUCGUUGGCAUGUACUUCUUGCCCGACUCACCUCGCUACCUCAUCUCCAAGGGUAAGGUGCACGAGGGUGAGUAUGUACUUGCCGCUCUUGCUGGAAAGGAAAUCGACGACCACGAGACUCAGCUGCAGAAACAGCUUGUCAUUGAGUCUAUCGAAGCUGCUGGUGUCGCCGAAGGCGCUGGGUACUCCGACCUUCUCACCGGUGGAAGGACCCAACACCUACGUCGCAUGCUGAUCGGUUCCUCUUCACAAAUCGCCCAGCAACUGUCCGGCUGUAAUGCCGUCAUCUACUACCUCCCCGUCCUGUUGAAGCAGUCCCUCGGCCAAACCGAGUUCAUGUCCAUGCUCAUCGGUGGUAUCAACAUGAUCGUCUACGCCAUCUUCGCCACCUUCUCCUGGUUCUUCAUCGAAAAGAUCGGUCGUCGCAAGCUCUUCAUCGGCGGUAUGACCGGCCAAAUGGUUUCCAUGAUCAUCGUCUUCGCCUGCCUCAUUCCUGGUGGCACCGGGCCAGCCAAGGGUGCCGUAUUUGGUCUCUUCUUGUACAUGGCCUUCUUCGGCGCUGCCAUGCUGCCUCUCCCUUGGCUGUACCCAGCCGAACUGUCGCCCAUCCGCACUCGUGCCAAGGCCAACGCCGUCUCGACUUGCUCUAACUGGCUGUUCAACUUCACCGUUGUCAUGAUCACGCCCGUCAUGGUGUCUCAUAUCGGCUGGGGCACGUAUCUCUUCUUCGCCGCUAUGAAUGCUAUCUUCAUUCCCCCUAUGUACUUCUUCUAUCCCGAGACCGCUGGUCGCUCUCUGGAGGAGAUCGAUAUUAUCUUUGCCAAGGGGUAUUGCGAGAAGAUUAGCUAUGUCAAGGCUUCGCAUGAGUUGCCUAGGCUUACCGAUGAGGAGAUUGAGCAGAAGGCUGUCGAGUAUGGCUUUGCGGAUGCUAGCCCUGCGGAUCCGGAGAAGGGUACUGCUUCCCCUGGGUCAGAGGAGGAACAGUGUGAGAACGGUGUUUAG